Symbiodinium sp. CCMP2592 is the source of this 867-nucleotide messenger RNA. NCBI's taxonomy places the organism in Eukaryota, Dinophyceae, Suessiales, Symbiodiniaceae. The record is from the annotation of a GenBank genome assembly.
AUGCCUUGUCGACCCUCUUGGCAGGCCUUCGACGAUCUGUUGCCAGAGUCGAGUUCCAGGGGUUCCAGCGGUAAUGGUGCGGCCAAGAAUGCUCGCAGGGUGCAGCGUCGGGACACCGCCGAGGAUGACUCCAGCAUGUCCAUGGCAGGACACCCGGAGGGUCCUUACGGUGAUGGCAGCCACACCUUUGGCCGGUACAACAACUUUGCGAACGCGGCGCACAUGCUUUGCAGGCUUGUCCGGCGAACCUCAGGCAAUCCGCACGCCAUUGAUUGGCAAAUGAAUCUUCGCGGCGGUGUCGGGCGCAAGCCGGAGGACGGCUGGCGAAGGUACUUCAGCCGGAAGCAGGCAAGCUUCGAUGCGAUACAAAGGAUCUGCAAUCCCAACGACGAGGCGUACCAGUCGCAACUCGGAACGCCCGCCGACAACACCUUUGACCGUCACAAAGGCGCGAUCAAAUGUUCCACGAUCCGGGAUCUUCCCAUCUCCUUCGAGAGGGCCAAAGGCUGCGAAGGUGCUCAGGCUGGACAGUGGCGACAUAUCUUCCAAGAGAAACCAGCAGCGACGAGGCUACAACUGCAGCACUUGACCACGUUGCGGGAGAUGCCAGGUCAGGAUGAAGGCAUCCGGAUUUCCGACAACCGGAGCGAUGCUUGUUGGGUCGAAAUGAUGGGCAAAAAGCGAUGGGAGAAUUGUAGGCCGCGCAAUCCAUUGGAAAGACAUCCUCAAGAAGGCGGUGAUCCAAAGAUGCAUCACAACUACUGGCUGAAGGUGAAGCCAGAGCCCGAUGAGGACGCGCGCAAAGUGCGCAAGACAAAGACACCACGACUCUCUGCUGAGGAAAAGGCUUGCAGAACGGUCGCCUGA